Molecule: messenger RNA, 3928 nt
Organism: Physcomitrium patens
Lineage: Eukaryota; Viridiplantae; Streptophyta; Bryopsida; Funariales; Funariaceae
Product: histone-lysine N-methyltransferase CLF
Biological process (GO): heterochromatin formation
Cellular component (GO): PcG protein complex; nucleus
Molecular function (GO): chromatin binding; histone H3K27 methyltransferase activity; protein binding
Source: RefSeq, a predicted model, not a curated record
CGAGAGAAAGACGGAGAGGGGGAGAGAGAGCGUGGGGAAUGGUGUUAGUUUGUUGUUUAUUAUUUGUGUUGUCUGUUUGAGUUGUGCUACUGUGUGGUUUUGUUGUUGUUGGUUGUUCCAGGUUUGGGUUUGGGUUUGUUCCGUCUUGGUUGGGGCUUCCGGAGCUUCAACCCUCUCUCUCUCUCUCGUUGUGUUGUGUUGUGUUGUUCUGUCUCUCUACUCCUCCGUUGUCGCUGCUCGCUUCGCCCCGCCCUUGCAAUCUCUUCCCACACUCACUCACUCACUCACUCUUGUUGGCUGGCUGGCUGGAUUGCCUGCUUGCUUUCUGCAUUCAUUCCUCCUCUUCCUCCUCUUCAUUCCUCUUCCCAAGUCGUGCUUUGUCUGUUUUAGUCCUGUGUCUUUGUGCGGAGGAGGAGGAGGAGCUUCUUUGCUGUUUGCUGGGCGACGAGAGGAACAAGGUUUCGCGGGGCUUCCCAGGGCGAUGGCGUCCUCCAGCUACGCCAUCAAGGAGGAAGAUCACGAGGAUUAUGAGGAGGAAGAAGAUGAUGAAGACGCGGCUGGAGAGACGGUUGCAAUUGCCCUUCAGGGUUUUAUGGAGCAAGUGCAAUGUGAACGGCAAGCAUAUGUAAAGCGACGCAUGAAUUCGAACAAGGAGCGGUUGAAGGGCUACACAUGGAAUCUUUUGAAACUGGACCAGGAGCGCAAGUCGGUAUGGGAAAGGAGAGAAGUGUCGAGCUUCUCCUCACUUUGUCAAAAAAAACAUCAAGCUUACGGCAACUUGAAUGGCUCAGAUUCCUCCGGAGAGAAAGAUGGCAGAUUAGCUACCCAGGAAUCGGGUGGUUUAGACAAGCCAAUAUCCAUUAUUUUUGGAUGUCAAACGGGCGGAAAGACAGCCAUUCGGCCAGUGAAGCUACGCAAAGUUGAGAAUGUGCCACCGUACACAACAUGGAUCUAUUUAGAUAGGAACCAACGCAUGACAGAAGAUCAAUCUGUAGUGGGCCGACGUCGGAUCUACUAUGAUAGUGAUGGCAAUGAAACUCUAAUCGCCAGUGAUAGUGAAGAAGAAGAUCCUGGGGAUGAUGAUGACAAAGACGAACCUAAGCACGACUUCAGCAAGGGUGAAGACACCUUAAUCUGGAUGUCCAUCCAGGAGCUUGGAUUGAAGUCGGUGGUUUUGAAUGAGCUCUCCGAUGUCCUUGACAUAAAACCAGAAGAAAUCGAGGCAAGGUAUGACAUCCUGUUAAAAGAUUUUGCUAAGAAUGGUGGGAGUGAGAUGCUGCUGCCAACUGCUGUAGGGACUACCCGUGAUAAAGAAUUUACUAGAGGAACUUUUCAAGAGUUUUCAUUGUUCAACUCUGGAAAGGAAGCUGUGAAGGAAGAAAAUGAACUUCCAGACACGCAAGAGGAUGAUGACAAUGAAACGAAAGACCUCCUGGCUGCUAUGGAUUCUUUUGACACUCUGUUUUGCAGGCGCUGUUUGGUAUUUGACUGCCGAUUACAUGGAUGCUCCCAAGCUAUAGUCCAUCCAAGUGAAAGGCAACAACCAUGGAGUGGCACAGAAGAAGACCCUAGUCCUUGCAGCAAAGAUUGUUAUUUGUUGACUGAUCCAAACUACGUGACAAAGACCAGAUUACGUCCUGAAGUUCCCCCCCGAGGAGAUGUUGAUGCAGGACUUAGAGAUGUUUCACAGAGUCCCGAGCAGGGCCAAACCGCUACCAACGGUCAAGAAGAUGAUGUGGGUGUCUCAGAAAGAUUUUCCAAGAGGUCGGGGAUGUCCAGCAGAGAAAGGUCAAGUUCCUCAGAGACUCAGGCAUGGGCUGCACCGACAAUACUUGAUCCAGGAGCGACCCAACCGGUAGGUCGCACCGGUAGCUGGUCUAAAGUAGGCUCAAAAGAGAAGAAAUCAGAAAAACGCCCGAGUGCCACACGCAGGUCACUCCGUGUGAGACGUAAUUGCCCACAAGAAGAUACUUCCGCUCUCUUAAAGCCACAGUUAAGCCAGGAAGAAUCUGUUAUCUCUCUCGACAGCGAUAGCCAGGACUUUCCUAAAGAAGAGUCACCCUCUUUAAAGGGGGAAGGAAGCUCCUACCAGGAUGAGGCUUUCAAGGUGAAAAAGGCCCGUCAAGGCGUGUUGCCUUCAAAGAGGAAGAAGGAUGUUGAGAAGGAUGGUGAGGUUGAGAAAGACGAUGAUAUGGAGAAAGAUGAUGAUGUGGACAAGGACGAAGAUAGGGACAAGGAUGAUGAUAUGGAUAAAGAUGAUCUAGAGAAGGAUGAUGAUCUUGAGAAAGACGAUGAUACGUCGCGAGAAGGUGAAGCUGAUGAGAAGAUUGCUGUAGCAUCUGCACCUGAGGGUUUUGCUUUCAAAGAGGGGCAAGAUGAAGCUCCAGGUCAAGCAGUCAAAGUAGAAGUAGGUGUUGGGUGGACUGAGAUGGAGAAGGGUUUGUAUGAGAAGGGUUUGCAGAUUUUUGGCAGAAACAGUUGCUUGGUAUCGCGAAACCUUCUUCAAGGCUGCAAGACGUGUGCAGAGGUGGCCAAGUACGCAAUGGAACUAGAUGCUGCUGGACUUGGUGGUGUCCGACGGAUUGCUGACAGUUUGGAUACAGAGGCAGCAAGCAGAGCACGAUUGUAUGGUGUUCGGCGCAAAAAGAAUAUGCGCAAGCUUAAGUAUACAUUUAAGUCUGUAGUGCAUCCACUUAUACGGAAAAGGUUGGCUAACGGGAAGGAUCAAACGUGUCGGCAAUACACACCUUGCAACUGCCUCUACACUUGUGGGAAGCAAUGUCCGUGCCUACUUAAUGGUACCUGCUGUGAAAAAUACUGUGGGUGCUCCAAGAGCUGCAAGAAUCGGUUCCGGGGCUGCCAUUGUGCAAAGAGUAAUUGCUGUAGUCGGCAAUGCCCGUGUUUCGCUGCAGGGCGCGAGUGUGACCCUGAUGUCUGCAGAAAUUGCUGGGUUGGUUGCGGAGAAAAACAUGUAAAGCCGGCAGUGGAGUACACAUGCCAUAAUAUGAAGCUCAUGCUGAAGCAGCAGCAGCGGGUGUUACUGGGCAGGUCAGAUGUGGCAGGCUGGGGUGCAUUCCUGAAGAAAACGGUUGCCAAGCAUGAAUACCUCGGAGAGUAUACUGGUGAACUCAUCUCCCAUCGAGAGGCCGAUAAACGAGGGAAAAUUUACGACAGGGAGAAUUCGUCGUUCCUCUUCAAUCUAAAUGAUCAGUAUGUGCUGGACGCAUGUCGAAAGGGCGACAAGCUCAAAUUUGCGAACCAUUCACCUACUCCCAACUGCUAUGCCAAGGUUAUUAUGGUUUCCGGAGACCAUAGGGUAGGGAUUUUCGCUAAAGAACGAAUUGGAGCUGGGGAAGAACUAUUCUAUGACUACCAAUACGAGCCUGAUAGAGCGCCCGUAUGGGCAAGAAAACCUGAUGAUCCUAACAACAAGAGGGAUGAUAUGCCAAGUACCGGUGGACGAGCACAGAAAGUUGCUUAAGUGGCUCAUUUACUGUUGCAGUUCAGGUCUCGCGGAGGUAUUUUGCAUCAGUCAAGGUAUUGGCGAUCCCACUCUUGCCAUUCGAAGGAGGCAAUCCCUCAAUCUGUGACCUAUUUUAUGCAACUUUGUACUCGAAUUGGCGGUUACUAUCUGGUUUAGAGGUUACCAGCACGACGAUUGGCAAUUGUGUGAAGAUUAGUGCUUGAUACUAAUUUAUAUCCAGACAGGCACAAGAGGUGCGAUGCGCCCUGUCCAAUGUGUCGUCAGGACAUUUUGGUUGACCACGGGAACAAACUCCCUUUACUCGGGUCCCGUAUACUUCGUAGGAGACGCCCAGUGUAGUUGGACCUCAUUUUGUAGUUCAGAAUCACAAGUACGAUGACAUUCUUAAGAUUGAGGAGAAUCACCACAUUCAUUCUAAUUUUUCAGUCCAUUAUUUCGUUUCUA